AUGGCGCCCCUGGUGCAGGCUCUCGCGAGUGGCCUCGCCCUGACUGGCUCAGCGCUCGCGGUCGCCCAUAGACCGGACGUCGACCCUCUGGUCGAGUCCCAGAUUUUAACGGAUCCUUAUGCAUAUGAUUUCCCCCGGCUCGGAGCCCCGGGCGCGUCGCUGUUCCCCAUGCGUCUCUGCCAUGGGGUCAAGCUGGAGGAGGCCAGUGUGGAUGAUCUUCAGAAGCACAUGAGUAAUGGCUCCCUGACCAGCGUCCAGCUGUUGGACUGUUAUCUCGACCGUAUCUACCAGACCCAGCCCUAUCUAAAUGCUAUUUUACAGCUUAACCCAGACGCUCACUCCAUUGCCCGGAAGCUAGAUGAGGAGCGUGCCAAGGGCAAGGUUCGCGGUCCUCUGCAUGGAAUUCCUUUCAUUGUCAAGGACAACAUUGCCACGAAGGACCGCAUGGAGACUACCGCGGGGUGCUGGGCUUUGCUUGGCAGCGUUGUGCCUCGCGACUCCUUUGUGGUUCACGGUAUGCGCAAGGCCGGUGCUCUGCUGCUGGGCAAAGGUGCUCUGAGUGAGUGGGCGGACAUGCGCUCGAACAACUAUUCCGAGGGUUUCACGGCUCGUGGUGGUCAGUGCCGCAGUGCUUACAACUUCACCGUCAAUCCGGGCGGGAGCAGCACUGGCUCUGGUGUGGCCGUUGGUGCCAACCUGAUUCCCAUCGCUCUUGGUACUGAGACCGACGGAAGUGUUAUCAACCCUGCCCAGAGAAAUGCCAUCGUUGGCAUCAAGCCCACCGUCGGUCUGACUUCUCGUUCUGGCGUCAUUCCCGAGUCUUUGCACCAGGACACUGUCGGCACCUUUGGAAAGACCGUCCGCGAUGCGGUAUACACCCUCGAUGCCAUCUACGGUAUCGACACCCGUGACAACUACACCCUUGCGCAGAAGGGUUUGACUCCCAAGGGUGGCUACACACAGUACCUGGCCAACAAGGAUGUCCUUAAAGAUGCCGUCUUCGGCCUCCCAUGGAAGUCCUUCUGGACUCUUGGUGAUGCCCGGCAAAUUGCUCAGCUAGAGGAGUUGCUCGAUCUGAUCAAGUCUGCCGGUGCGACCAUCAUAAACGGUACCGAGCUCCCCCAUUACCAGGAGAUCGUGUCGACUAACGGCUGGAAUUGGGACUACGGCUCGACCCGUGGGUACAUCAAUGAGUCGGAGUACUCCUACAUCAAGGUUGACUUCUACAACAACCUGCGCGACUAUCUCGCCGAGGUCGACAAUACCAACAUCAAGUCCCUCGAGGAUGUCGUCAAGUACAACGAGGACAACUUUGGCUCUGAAGGUGGCUUCCCUGGUGUUCACCCUGCCUUUGGCUCCGGGCAGGAUGGCCUCAUCGCCUCGCUGGAGAGCAAAGGGAUCAUGGAUGAGACUUACUUUUCGGCACUAGAGUACUGCCGUCGCACCACCCGCGAGGAGGGUAUCGAUGCUGCUCUGAAGCACGGGAACCGCACCUUAGACGGCCUCCUGGUGCCUCCCGAUGUUGCCCAAAGCAUUCAGAUUGCCGCCCAGGCUGGUUAUCCUGUCAUCACCAUCCCAGCUGGUACCGGCGUCGAGUCUGGCAUGCCGUACGGCCUGGCUAUCAUGAACACUGCUUUCUCGGAGCCCACUCUAAUCAAAUAUGCCAGUGCCAUAGAGGAUCUUCAAAAGAGCUCUGGCACUAAGUGGCAGCGCACACUACCCGAGUGGCGCGGCUACCUCCAGCGCAACUUGCCCGUGAUCAUGUAA
Aspergillus pseudoviridinutans is the source of this 1767-nucleotide messenger RNA. RefSeq lists its product as uncharacterized. The coding region runs from base 1 to 1767 and encodes 588 amino acids. NCBI's taxonomy places the organism in Eukaryota, Fungi, Ascomycota, Eurotiomycetes, Eurotiales, Aspergillaceae. The record is from RefSeq and is a predicted model, not a curated record. The transcript has 3 exons.